Molecule: messenger RNA, 1311 nt
Organism: Vicia villosa (hairy vetch)
Lineage: Eukaryota; Viridiplantae; Streptophyta; Magnoliopsida; Fabales; Fabaceae
Exons: 2
Coding region: 232-1083 (283 amino acids)
Source: RefSeq, a predicted model, not a curated record
UCGUGUUUUUUUCUUUCGUUUUCGGUCUCUUUUCCAAUAUUUCUGGGUGAUAGAUAAAACGUAGAGAUGCAAAUGCAACCUGAUUGAUCCUCUUUUUUCAGUAGCAAUGAUAAUCAUCAUCACUCAACAGUUUCUUGUUUAUUUUGUUGAAACCAAUUGCAAGGGUAGUGUAAUAUAGAAUUAAAAAAUAGUAUAUUUUUGUUUUGUUUUUUGGAUGUUAGAAAUUGAGGAAUGGAUACAUUGAACGAGUAUUUAUCAAGCCAAGCGGAACACAUAGCUUCGUCUCUAUAUAGCUAUGCAUUGAGGGCGAAACGUCGUCGAAAAAACAAUGGAUGUCAUCGUUAUCAUGGUCUUCAAACUCUAGUUCAUUCAGAAGCAACCAAGUUGCCUGAGAGAAUUCUACAUUGUUGCAGCAUUGAUAAAACAAGAAUUGCACUAUCACAAGAUGUUAAAACAUCUGUGUUGUGGGAGAGGUUGUCAAAUUCGUUAGGGUCAUCAUCGCCGGGGCUGCGUUCGGCGGUGAUGGGUGAUGUGAUUGGGGCGGAGAGUGGAGAUUGUAUGAGCUGUGAUUUGCUUGAGCUUCUAAGUCAAGAUCAAUGUGAAAAGAAGGGGUUUGUGUUUAAAGAGAGGAAGAAAGUGAAGAAGGAGUUUCCUCCGGCGAUAACUUUGAUGAGAGAUUCGGGUGGGGCGAUGCCAUGGUGUAUUAGAAAGGAAUGUAAUGAGGAAGGGAGGUUGAUUUUUAAGGCGGAGCGAGUGAAGUGCUAUUAUGAAAAUAUGGAGGCUCAGAGAGAAAAUGGUAGACUUACCAUGAGGCUCAUCCAUCAUCACGCUGAUGACGAUGAUGAUGGAUGGUCUAUUGACGAUGUUGAUGUUGAUGAAGAAUGCGAAGAAAAGAAUGGUUAUGAGUUGGAUGAAGAAUUGGCAAAGGAAUUCGAUAGUAAUGAGACGCGGAAGACUGAGAUCGGGCGGUGUUGGGCCGAUUUUCGCCCGUGUGUUUCUUAUGGUGGGGGAGGGUUUGGUAGGGAUUCAGGAUCCUUCUAUUUGGGUCAGCCAGGUUCUGCACCCAUUGCUUAUGUUAUGUGAUUUGAUUCUUUGCCAACCUAAUAAAUAAACUAUUCAUCUUUCGUGUGAUGCAACAAAAAAACACAUAGAAACGAUGGAGAGGCUAGUAGGAUAGAGUGGCUAGUUGGUGAAAUAUAUGGUAUGCUAUUUUUGUUUCUUCUUCAACAUUUUGUCUCAGACUUUUCAGGACUUAUAGCAUUUGCUUGUUGUAAUUUUCAUGGUUUUUCAUUGUUCAUUUGAAGAGAUUAA